CUCUUCCUUUUUUAAACCCAUUGAUACUAAUGAGGUAGGUUUUUAGACCGAAUAAUAACCAGCGCAAUUGAAAUAUUAAACUGCACUGAGUUUGAAAAGCUGAAAAUUAUCGACGAAAGCUGCACUAACUAAACUCGUCACUAGCACUCGCUCUACAAGCAUGGGGACGCAGGUGAGCGAUGGUGAUUACGUGGCCAGCUUGCAAGCCAGGGUCAAGGAAUUAGAAGCUGAGAAUGCAAAUCUUUUAUCUCGACUUGCUCAUUGUCACUGCUCUCAGGAUGAUCAAAUAUUAUAUGGUCCCGAUUAUAAAGAUGCGAAAGUGACCGAACCGAAAAAAUCCAAUGGGGAAUCACAAAGGAAGAUAAGGAAUAAGCCAGGCUAUAGCACAGCGUUUCUGAGUCAUCACAGCAAGAGAUAUGUAGCUUUAAAAGUAAUGUACUUUGGAAAAAGGUUCUAUGGUUUUUCUGCCGAGGCACAAAUGGAACCAUCUGUUGAGUCUGAAAUUUUUAAAGCUCUUAAGACAACAAGGCUAUUGGUUGGUGAUAAGAAGGAUUCGCAGUAUUCGAGAUGUGGUAGAACAGACAAAGGAGUUUCCUCUGUUGGACAAGUGAUAGCUCUUUUUCUUAGAUCAAAGCUCAAAAUAUCUGGAGUAAAUAAUGGAAGUUCUGGAGAAUAUGUUUUUGAAGAGAAACACGAAGGGGAGCUUGAUUAUGUGAGGGUAAUAAAUCGAGAGCUUCCAAAUGACAUUCGAGUUCUGGGCUGGUGUCCUGUUCCUGUUGAUUUCCAUGCAAGGUUCAGCUGUUUAAGCAGGGAGUAUAAAUAUUUCUUUUGGAAAGAAAACUUGAAUAUCCUGGCUAUGAAGACUGCUGGAACAAAACUUUUAGGAGAACAUGACUUUAGAAACUUCUGUAAAAUGGAUGCAGCAAAUGUGCACACCUACAUGCGGUGCAUCUCAAUGUUUGACAUUUCUCCAACAGAUGUGAGUUAUGAUGGUAAUCAACUCUGGGUAAUUAAAUUCAGAGGUAGGGCUUUUCUAUGGCAUCAGGUUCGCUGCAUGGUUGCUGUUCUCUUCUUGGUUGGCCAAGGUCUUGAAUCUCCGGAUUUGUGCAGGGACAUCCAACUGCAGGGGCGCGAGUUCGAACCUACGACAUCUCACUUAUUCACCUUUAAGAGGAUCCCCAGGAAACCUCAGUACGUUAUGGCUUCAGAAGCUCCUUUGGUUCUUCAAUCAUGUGAAUUUGAAAAUCUCAAGUUUAUGUGUUCACCAGAUUCGGGAAAGGCACUGCGCGCACACCUGGUUAAUGAAUGCCAAAUUUACCAGCUUGAAACUGCAAUUUUUGGUGAAGCUAUUCUUAAUUGCGUGCCUCAACUGCACGAUCAAAGCUUGCCACCAAGUCAAGGAUUCAAGAAGAAAGGCUCCCAUAUCCCUCUCUUAUCCCGACCAACUGAGCCAUCUUACGAAGAACGGCGUGCCAAACUCAGCUCAUGCACAUGAUGAUUUCACUGGUCAUCUCCAUUAUUUAGACCUUCUAUGGAGGUUGUAUUAUUAAAGGGUAGUUUUUUAUUUUAAUAUUUUCUAGAGUUCAAAUUUGACGGGAUCACUAUUUUAAAACAGACAAAAGCAAUUGCUCAAUACAGUACUUUGCUUGUCCAUGCCUCCAACAUGGGGUGUCCCUUUAAACAAACUCCUCCUAACCUAGCAAUCAGCAUGUGGAAAAAAGUAGAAUCACAUAAACUCAAACCUUUUUCUCUGUGAUGGUGGGUUAAUAAUGGUUGGUUCUAUGCUUGUUAUCAUGUCUGUGGAUAGGCAUGGUACCUAACUAUUCUUCAUGCCAAAAAUAUAAUCAAUUAGUAUGAAGAAUGAUUGGUUAGUGGUACCCACCUCCACCCAAAAGUUUAUGUUUGGUAUUCGAGUGACAAUAAUUAUAUAAUACAUCUAUUUUUUUU
Molecule: messenger RNA, 1947 nt
Organism: Lathyrus oleraceus (garden pea)
Lineage: Eukaryota; Viridiplantae; Streptophyta; Magnoliopsida; Fabales; Fabaceae
Exons: 16
Coding region: 161-1495 (444 amino acids)
Biological process (GO): mRNA pseudouridine synthesis; tRNA pseudouridine synthesis
Cellular component (GO): cytoplasm; nucleus
Molecular function (GO): pseudouridine synthase activity; RNA binding
Source: RefSeq, a predicted model, not a curated record